UAUAAACAUUUGCAAUGUUUGUUACACUCGUAUCUGCAAUUGCAUUAUUUUGUUGCGUUUGGUGGCUAAGACAACUGCAACGAAACUAUUUUUACGCCUCAUUAUCGCGAAGAAUUAAAACAAUCGAUGGAACACCCAUAGAGAAUGUGGCCCCUGAAGUAGGCGGUAUUUUUGGCAGUAAUUUUGAUAUGCUUUCCAUGAAUAUGGAACAACUCUAUAACUAUUCGCUUGACUAUGCUUCCAAAUACAAACGAAGUUAUAUACAAUAUUUUGUAAUGACUCCAGUUUUUAACAUCAUCGAUGCCAAAGAUGCUGAAUUGGCUCUAAACGAUACUCGUCUGCUGUCGAAAUCUUUUGUAUACAGCUUUUUGCAUCCAUUUUUAAAAACGGGUCUUUUAACAAGCUCUGGUAAAAAAUGGCACAAUCGCCGACGAUUGUUAACACCAACUUUUCAUUUCAAUAUUCUUCUGCAAUUUAUGGAAGUUUUCAAACGUGAAUCUAUGGCUUUUGUGGAGCUAUUGAACGGCAGGUUACAAACGGUUUCGGACUGCAAGGCAACAAUAUCCUUGAGUGAAUUAAUUCCUCGUUUCACUCUUAAUAACAUUUGUGAAACUGCUUUGGGCGUGCAUUUGGAUGAUCUUUCGGAUGGUGAUGAAUAUCGCAAACAAAUCUCCCAAGUUGAGGAAUUCUUUAUAGAACGCAUAAAGAACCCCUUAAUGUCGUUUGAUUUCAUUUAUCAUCAUUUCGGCCCGGGAAAGCAUUAUGUGAAAUCCAUGAAGAAACUUCAUGCAUUUUCCGAAGGCAUCAUUGAAAAACGACGAAAAGUUUUGGGAGAUCUGUUGCAGUUUCAAGAGUUCAAUAAAAUCGAAGAAGAUGAAAAAAACAUCUAUCGCAAGCAACGUUAUGCCAUGUUAGAUAGCCUGCUGAGGGCCGAGCGAGAGGGCCUUAUAGAUCAUGCGGGUAUUUGUGAAGAAGUUGAUACUUUUAUGUUCGAAGCCUUCGAUACGACUUCUAUGAAUUUGAUUUUUGUUCUAAUGUGUCUAGCCAACUAUGCAGAUAUGCAGAAAAAAUGCUAUCAAGAAAUUCAAGAGCAUGUCGGUGAUGAUCUGUCAAAGCUGGAUAUGCAACAAUUGGCAAGUCUUAAAUAUCUUGAAUACUUUUUAAAGGAGACACAACGUUUGUAUCCUUCGGUGCCAGCAAUAAGUCGUCAAUGUUCUGAGGAUAUUGUGUUUGAUGAAAAAAUUCUACUGCCAAAGGGUACUUUUGUGUCCAUAUACAUACGUGAUAUACAUAGAAAUCCCAAGUAUUAUGAAGAGCCUGAGAUCUUUAAGCCCGAAAGAUUUUUUCCACAACAAGUGGAACAUAGACAUCCUUUUGCCUUUAUACCCUUCAGCGCUGGCCAAAGGAAUUGUAUUGGCCAAAAAUUUGCCAUGCUAGAGAUGAAAACUUUGCUGGUCUAUGUGCUGAAGAAAUUUAUAUUGGAACCCAUCACUAAACCUGAGUCACUACGUUUUUCCUCGGGACUUUUAUUGCGUACCUCUACAAAUGUACAAAUUCAACUAAAGCCUAGAAAUUAGUAGAGCUUAAUAAACAAUGGAUUAUGUCUAA
This is a messenger RNA of Stomoxys calcitrans (stable fly), 1608 nucleotides long. RefSeq names its product cytochrome P450 4p1-like. The coding region runs from base 15 to 1577 and encodes 520 amino acids. Gene Ontology annotation, molecular function: iron ion binding; heme binding; monooxygenase activity. The record is from RefSeq and is a predicted model, not a curated record. The transcript has 7 exons. Lineage: Eukaryota; Metazoa; Arthropoda; Insecta; Diptera; Muscidae.